AUGACGCACACAGAUAGCGCGGGUGCAGCCGGUGCUUGCCAUACCGAUGUGGAUGUGCAGCGAGAUGGGAGUGAAUAUAAACAAAAUGCUAGCGUUUACGAAACAAGUUCUGUUGUGCAGGAGAAUGUGUCCGAGGAACGGCGACCCGGAGAGGAGUGUUUUCUGCUUGAUGCUGCGGCCAAAGCUGCGGGUGAAGUAUCCUCGUGGACAUCAAAACACCAUAUCUCGGACACGAUUCGGUACGUAGAGCCUACUGACCCAUCAAGCACAGUCCACAUUUCGAACAAGAAUACUAAUGUG
Molecule: messenger RNA, 300 nt
Organism: Dicrocoelium dendriticum
Lineage: Eukaryota; Metazoa; Platyhelminthes; Trematoda; Plagiorchiida; Dicrocoeliidae
Source: the annotation of a GenBank genome assembly